AUGCCGAACCCCAUUCGGAAGGGCGUGCUGCUGCCGCCCGCGAUCCUCGGGGAGGAGCCUGCGGAGGAGGGCGGGCGCAGAGUCGAGGGCGCCGGCGGCGCGUGCGGCUCGGAUGCGCCGGGGCAGCCAUGCGGCGCUCCCGGGCCCCCCCUGGACGCCGGGCUGCUGGAGGUGCCGGCCGAGGUGGAGGCCGCGGUACAAGAAACGGAGCGGCCCGCGAACCCCUUCCGACGAGAAAGGCAUGGCCGAGACGGACCUCCUCGCCACACUUGGGGCCCUGACUUCAGGGCCUGGACCGCGACGCCCCUUGUCAGAUACCUCAAGCGGGUCGCGCUGCAGAUUGACAGCAACGUCAAGAACAAGUCGAUGCCAACCACGGACCGCUUGGACGCUUUCGUGUCCAAGCUGAUUGACCAGUCCAAGCGCCAGCUCAGAAGUGCUCCAAAGAGGGUGAGGCCGAUGCUCCAACACCAUUUCGUGCAGCAGUUUCAGUAUUAUUGGGAUUUUCUCCAGAACACCAAAGUGAAGGACAUCACCCCAGAGGAGCUCAAGUGGUCCCUGAUCAGCCUGAUCGAGACCCUGAUCGCGUCCUUCCAG
This is a messenger RNA of Prorocentrum cordatum, 597 nucleotides long. The record is from the annotation of a GenBank genome assembly. Lineage: Eukaryota; Dinophyceae; Prorocentrales; Prorocentraceae.